Messenger RNA from Musa acuminata AAA Group (dessert banana), 351 nucleotides. RefSeq names its product disease resistance RPP8-like protein 3. The record is from RefSeq and is a predicted model, not a curated record. Bases 1 to 351 code for a protein of 116 amino acids. Lineage: Eukaryota; Viridiplantae; Streptophyta; Magnoliopsida; Zingiberales; Musaceae. The transcript has a single exon.
AUGCUGGGGAAUGAUGAUGCCUUCUCCACACUCGCAACACUGCCUAAUCUUGUACGUCUUGACUUGUCGGAUGAUGCAUUCAUGGAGGGCGUUCUGGAGUUAUCCAAGGGCGGGUUCCCACGCCUUCGACUACUGUUAUUUGAUGCGCUGAGUAAAUCAACAGAAUGGAGGACUGCGAGGCUCUGCGGCUGUCGUAACAUGAGAACGCUCCUCGAGGGACUGCGAGGACUGACCAAAGGCCGACUUGUCAUACUUGAAAUGGAUGUGAUCAAAGGAAGGAUUGAGAAGGACAUUGGAGAGGAUUAUCACAAGAUACAGCAUGUUCAUUGCAUUGAAACAGAUAGCGUCUAA